Uloborus diversus is the source of this 636-nucleotide messenger RNA. RefSeq lists its product as uncharacterized. The transcript is spliced from 3 exons. The coding region runs from base 1 to 636 and encodes 211 amino acids. The record is from RefSeq and is a predicted model, not a curated record. NCBI's taxonomy places the organism in Eukaryota, Metazoa, Arthropoda, Arachnida, Araneae, Uloboridae.
AUGAGCACUAGGCCAAUCGAGCCCGUCGUUCUCUACAACAGCAACAGCGGCAACUCAUCUCUCCCUGCCACCCUGCCGAGUGCUCGCAGUCCUCUGGGAAGGAUGCAUCUCCCGCAUCCACGGCCAACAGUGUCCCUCGAUCCUCGUCCCGUUGUGAUUCCGAUCCUGUCGUCCGUCAUUGGAUUCCCAAUUCUGGUGUUCGCCCUCAUCUGCGCCCUCAGACACCGAGCCAUUAAACUACGCAGGAGGGAUCAACAGAGGAAGAUGCAAGCCGGGAUUCGUUCUGUGACUUUGGAUCUUCCUCCACGAGAAAAGAUAUCUUUCUUCUCCGGUGGAUCAUCUCCCGAACUUUCCAUGAAAGAAACAGGGGACCUUGGCGAGCCAACUCAGACGACCAGCAUGCAGGCCACAACCCUCCGCUCGUCCCUCCAUUUGCCGGGCAAGUCAAGCAACAGGUGCAGAGUGCAGUUUGCGGGAACGGACACUGCCAGACAAAUGGACGCUUCCCAGUCCAUGAAGGUUGAUGUGGUUCUGCAAACAAUCGCGGCCGCUGCUGCAGCGUCAGUGAUAGGAGCAGAUGUCACUCCACCAGCCUGGAUAGAAGGACGGAAUCAAGGCGGAUUCUUCACCAGAUAG